This is a messenger RNA of Phymastichus coffea, 1141 nucleotides long. RefSeq names its product ribonuclease H1-like. NCBI's taxonomy places the organism in Eukaryota, Metazoa, Arthropoda, Insecta, Hymenoptera, Eulophidae. Gene Ontology annotation, biological process: DNA replication, removal of RNA primer. The record is from RefSeq and is a predicted model, not a curated record. The coding region runs from base 538 to 1032 and encodes 164 amino acids. Gene Ontology annotation, molecular function: RNA-DNA hybrid ribonuclease activity; nucleic acid binding. The transcript has 5 exons.
UAUUUUUCCUCCAAUGCUUGAGCUUGGUGCGAUCUAUUUUUCAGAUAAACACCAGGUGCUGAUGCUUCAGUCUAAAAUUCUUUUGGUAAUUUCGCUUCAAACAGCAUGCUUUUUGCUCUCUCGUCAUUGUUAUGUUCGUUCGUUCAAAGUAUAGUUAAUUUAAUAUGUUUAAUAUAAAUUUUUGAUUUUUCUAAUUUAGCAUUCACUUAUUCGCCGCCGUUAUCAGUUCUGAAUGUUUUUAUUUUCUUGCCGGUUUGUUUUUCAACGACGUUGCAUGUCCUUUGAAAUAUUUUCUUUGUUGAUUUCGAGUUCGAGCGUUUAGCUAUAUUAAUUUAGACUGUAGCUUUGCUGAAAUUCAGUCUAUUUAAGGACAGUUUCAAGAAAGUGUCGAUCGCUGAAUUUUUUCUACGUGCCUUUUUGGAAAACGGCUAUUAAGUAAGCACGUGCAGCGCAGAAUUUAAAUCCGAUCAACUUGCAUUUGUUAUUGCUGUUUAAUCGUUUCCUAGCAAACAGUUAAGCUCAAUUCGUUUUUCAACUAUGGGUGAAUUCAUAGUAGAUACUGAUGGAUAUACAGUUGUUUAUACAGCGUGUUUUUCAAAUGAUGCAAAUGCAGGAAUUGGAGUUUGGUUCGGUGAAGGAAAUCUUUAUAAUAUAUCACAGGGAAUGAUAAAAGAAGCCAUAGACAAUUAUGCUGAAAUACAAGCAAUCACUUAUGCAGCAAAACACGCAAAUAAAGCUCGUAUUCGACGUCUCAAAAUUUUUACUGAUUCGGAAUUUGUAAUAGAUUGUGCCACAAAAUGGAUAUAUACCUGGAAGAAGAAUGGUUGGAAAACCCAAGAUGGAAGAAAUGUCAUAAAUAAAUCAGAACUUCAGACAAUGGAAAUCGAAUUGAAACCUAUGAAUAUUAAAUUUGUUCAUGUCAACAGUCAUCAAGGAAACUAUGGUAAUCAGGAAGCUUAUCGAUUAGCUCGUGCAGGUUGUGAAAAGUAUAAGCCAGAAUAUUCUUCUGAUUCUUCAUCGAGUGAUGACUGACAUAUGUAGUGUAGAUAAGAGUUUGAUUUUAAAAAGUUAAUCUAGAUUAUGUACAACUUUUAAUAUGUUUAACAUGUUUAUUUAUAUUUACUACAAAAAUGUAAAAAUA